AUAUACAUAUCUUCAUAAACCCUAGGCUUCACUCCCCCUCCCCUUAACAUCAUUUGUUUUUGCAGGUACCAGCAACCGCCGUCCCCAUGGGUAUCGAUCUCGUUGCAGGUGGAAAGAGCAAGAGGACCAAAAGAACCGCCCCUAGAUCCGAUGAUAUCUAUCUCAAGCUUCUCGUCAAGCUUUAUCGGUUCCUAGUUAGGAGGACGGGAAGCAACUUCAAUGCUGUGAUUCUGAAGAGGCUCUUUAUGAGCAAAGUCAACAAGCCUCCGAUUUCUCUAUCUCGUUUGAUUCGUUACAUGUCUGGAAAGGAUGACAAGAUUGCUGUGGUUGUUGGUACAGUGACCGAUGAUGUUAGGGUUCAUGAGAUCCCUUGCAUCAAGGUUACUGCUCUGAGGUUUACUGAGACUGCUAGGGCAAGGAUCGAGAAGGCAGGAGGAGAGUGCUUGACAUUUGAUCAGCUUGCUCUUAGAGCUCCUCUUGGACAGAACACUGUUCUGCUUAGAGGCCCAAAGAAUUGUCGUGAAGCAGUGAGGCACUUUGGAAAGGCACCAGGUGUUCCACACAGCCACACCAAGCCUUAUGUGCGAUCUAAGGGAAGGAAAUUUGAGAAGGCUAGAGGAAGAAGAAACAGCAGAGGCUUCAGAAACUAGGCUUUUCUUGAGGUGUCACUAUUUGAUGAUUCUAUGUCAACUUCUAUAUUGGGAUCUUUAAAGUUUUGUCAUUUAUAAGCCUGUUAGACAUAUUCUUCAUGGUGCUUUUUGUUAUUUUAGGCAAGUUUUUAUGGGUAUUGUUGGGUGUUUUUUUUUUUUGAAUUUUGAGAC
Lactuca virosa is the source of this 821-nucleotide messenger RNA. The record is from the annotation of a GenBank genome assembly. Lineage: Eukaryota; Viridiplantae; Streptophyta; Magnoliopsida; Asterales; Asteraceae.